AUGUCUUUACAAGAACAACCAAUGCAGCAGCAACAACAGCAACAACAGCAGCAGCCGGUUCAAGUUUAUCCAACAACUGUCACAUAUCUGUCACCACCUGAACCUGACCAACAUUCAUCAAAUGGAUCAUUUGGGUCAGUAUUUGUUGUUUUAGCCAUCAUAAUAAUAAUCUCUGCAGUUGCUUGUUGUCUUGGAAGGUUUUGCAGCCGGCGCGGCAAUGGAAAAAGCCACAGUCAGAAACAUGUUAAACCACAGAAACAGCAGCAGAAGCAGAACCAACACUCACGUCCAAAAGAGGUUGAUAUUGAAUUUGGAUUUGACAAAAAAAUUGCAGCAUCUAAGCCUAUGAAUAAUGGACAUGGAGGAGGAGGAGUCAGGGUGCAGAAGCCAGUUUCUCAUGGUCAUCAUGAUAUGAAGAGUUUUGAAAUAAAGCUCGGUCCUCCUCCUCAAGGAAAGUUUAGGCAAGGUGCAUAA
Molecule: messenger RNA, 474 nt
Organism: Lathyrus sativus (Indian pea)
Lineage: Eukaryota; Viridiplantae; Streptophyta; Magnoliopsida; Fabales; Fabaceae
Source: the annotation of a GenBank genome assembly